Chlorella variabilis is the source of this 2160-nucleotide messenger RNA. RefSeq lists its product as hypothetical. The coding region runs from base 1 to 2160 and encodes 719 amino acids. Gene Ontology annotation, molecular function: copper ion binding; oxidoreductase activity. The record is from RefSeq and is a predicted model, not a curated record. Lineage: Eukaryota; Viridiplantae; Chlorophyta; Trebouxiophyceae; Chlorellales; Chlorellaceae. The transcript is spliced from 6 exons.
AUGGGGGUGCCACGGCUCCGCUCACCCGGCGUGCUAGCACUGCUGCUGCUCCACGCUAGCCUGGUGCACGGAGCUGCCGACGGUGCGGCCGUCACGUGCCCGACCCUGCCUGCCGACGAUGCCGCCAUCAGGCUGCUCCUUACGGCGGCGACGUACAACGAGAGCAAGACCCAGACCCUGGCCUUCAACGGCACCAAGUGGGGCCCCACGCUGCGCCUGAGCCUGGGCCAGCUGUACCAGAUAGACGUCACAAACGCAGACAUCGCUGGGGGCACCUCUGUGCACUGGCACGGCCAGCACGUGGCCAACGCCUCGUGGGCCGACGGCGCCCAGGGCCUGACGCAGGGCGCCAUCCCGCCCGGCGGCACCUUCAGCUACCGCUUCGCCGCCGGGCCCGCAGGCACACACUGGUACCACUCCCACACCCACGGCCAGUUUGGCGACGGCCUGCGGGGCGCCCUCAUCGUGUCAGGCCCAGCCGACCCCUCAGCCCAGCUGUACGACGCAGACGAGCACCUGCUGCUGCUGGCAGAUGUGUUUAGCACGCCGGUGGCGGCGCAGCUGGCGGCGCAGCGGCGCGGCGGCGCGGGCAUGGCUAUGUGCCCUGGCCUGGACGUGUCUGAUGCGCCCUGGUUUGCUGCAGAGGUGAAUGGUGAGUCGUUUGCCACCACCGGCAAGGCGGCAGUGCUGACGGUGCGGACCGGCAAGCGGUACCGCUUCCGCGCCGUCGGCGGCAUGUCCAGCUGGGCGGUGGCGGUGGCUGUGCAGCGGCACAACGUGACGUUGAUCGCCGUGGAUGGGCAGCCCGUGCAGCCCGCGCCCGCCGCCGCUCUGGUGCUCAACAGCGGCGAGCGCGCCGACUUUGUGCUGGCAGCGGACCAGCCGGUGGGCAACUACUGGAUCAACGUGACCACCCUGGAUGGCCACAACUCGCCAGCCAUCCUGCACUACGAAGGGGCGCCAGACCCAGCCGCCGACCCCGCGGUGUCUGCCGGCGCAUACGACGCGGAGCUGGGAUGCCUGGGCAGCAGCCUGUGGGGCUUCGAGCAGACGGCCGCGCUGCGGGCCGGGCCGGGCGUGCCGCCGCCGCCGCAGGAAAGCGACCGCCAGCUCACGCUCUUCCUUUCGUUCGGCGGCGCCUCCGCAGCCCCCGCCUCCUUUGCCCAGUCUGCCGCCCAGCCCGACAACCCGUACGGGCUGCCGGCCGCCGCCGCCGCCGCCGCCGCGCUUCCGGCAAACGGCUCGGGCUGCCCAGCCGGCAACGGCUCCUACUGCUGGAGCUUGAACUGGAACGUGUUUGCCAUGCCCCCCUCGCUGCCCAUCUACGCCGCCGCCGGCUCCGCGCCGGGCAACGGCGGCGACGCGUCCCAGGCGGGCCAGCCAGCCAGCUACAGCAUCGCGCUGCAGCAGGGUGAGGUGGUUGACCUGGCCAUGGUCAACACCGGCGGCAUGGUGCACCCCAUGCACCUGCACGGCGCCGCCUUCUGGGUGCUGGCCACCGGCCACGGCGACGUGCUGACGCCGGGCGGCGCGCUCAACGCCACCGCCGCCGCCCUCAACCUGCGCGACCCGCCGCUGCGGGACACGGCCCCCGUACCGCCCGCCCGCAUGGCGCCCACGAUGGCCGGCCGCGUCGCGGACGGCACGGGGGAUGGCGAUAUCGGCAGCAUGGGCGGCGAGCACGACAUGCACGGCAUGCAUGGCAUGGACACCUCAGCAUCGGAGGCAGGCACGGUCGCGGCCGCCGAGGGAGGCACGGACGCGUCCGCGGAAGGGGCAGCCACGGGCCACGAGGGUCACGACAUGGGCGGCGGCAUGGCCUCGGCGGCAGAGGCGAGCGGCUCGGGCCACGAGGGGCACGGCACGGGCGGCAGCGGCAUGGCAGGCGGCGCCGGCAUGGGCCACCAGCACGGCACGGUGGCCAGCCCCGACGCCCAGGGGUAUGCCGUGGUGCGCUUUGUGGCGGACAACCCGGGAGUGUGGGCCUUCCACUGCCACAUCGACCUGCACUCCGCCUCGGGCAUGAUGCUCUACUUUGUGGUGGAGCCGCAGCCGGCCCCAGCCAACAGCAGCGGCGGCGGAGGCAGCAGCGGCGGCUGGUAUGCGCCAGAGGGGCUGGAGUGCGGCGGCAGCCACCACGUGCACGCGGCGGCGACAUAG